AUGUUUCUGUUUCAAAAAAAUUUUAACUUUAUUUUUCUGAUUUUAAUUUUUAAAUUAUAUCUAACAACAUCUGAAGAUAAAUAUAAAUUUGAACCAAUAAAAAUUUCUAUUAUCUAUAAACCAUCAAAAAAUGGAAAUAAUUUAGAUACAAAUUUAAAUACAGCAUUAGGAAAAUCAAUAAUUUGGAUUCAAAAUUUAUUAAGUGUUAGAAUUAUGGAAAAAACAUUUGUAAUAACUAAACAAGAUUAUCUUAAAUGUGUUGAAAAUAAAAAUAUAUCUUUAAAUUAUUUUGUUAGUACAAUUUACAAAUCAGAAUAUGCAACUAUUAAAGAAUUUGUAAAAUUUAAUAAAACAGUUGAUCUUUUACAUUUAAAAUCAAAUUUUGGAAUAUUUCUAGAGGUUAAUGAAGGAAGAUGUUCCUCAAAAUCAUUAGAAUUUGCAUAUGCUAAAGUUUGUAGUUCUGAAAAAUUAAAUAAAUAUAGUCGUCCAAUUAUUGGAAAACUUGUAAUUUGUAAAGAUUCACCAUCAUGGAAGCGUAUUAAAGUACCAGAAGAUGUUAUAAAACAUGAAAUAAUGCAUUCACUUGGUUUUGGUAUUUAUAUAAAUAAAAAUAAAAACAUACCUAAUUUUGAUGAAAUAAAAUGGAAUGUUGGUAAAACUAAUAAAAAAGAUCAAAUUUUUAAACGAUAUUUUAUGGAUUUUGAUUCAAAAGCUAUUAAAUUUGCUCAAAAACAUUUUAAUUGUUCAAGGAUAAAACGAAUUGAAUCAGAUGAUAAAAAUCUUUUUCAUUUAAAUGAAUAUAUAUUUGGUAAUGAAUUAAUGACACCAAUAUCAAGUAAUAGUAAAAAUAUUUUAACUGAAAUAAGUGCUAGUAUAAUGGAGGAAACAUAUUUAGGUAAUAUUAGUUGGUACAAAUUUGAUAUGAAUAAAAUAUCAAAAGAAUCUAAAAAUUAUUGGUAUGGAAAAGAUUGGGGAUGUGAUUUUGUUGAAAAAAGUUGUUAUGAAUAUAUUCAAAAUAAUAUUAAUAAACCAUUUCCUUUUUGUUCAGAGAAAGAUUAUAUGAUAUCAUAUUGGAAAGAUGGUCAUGUUGAAGUGUGUUAUAAAAAAAAUAAUAAUAAAAAAAAUAAAAUACUUUUAAAAUGUAAUAUUCAAAAUUAUGUUGAUGAACCAGGAAUAAAAAUUAAUCUUUUAAAAACACCUAUAAUUAAUUUUUAUCCAAAAUUACAACAUUAUGGAAUAAAAUCAGAUGCAUUUGGUUCAACAAAAUUAUAUAGAUAUUGUCCAAUGAUAAAACAAAUUGCUGAAAAUGAUGACUUUUUUUCAAGAAUUGAUAAAGAAGGUUUUAAAAUAGUAAAAUGUUGA
Strongyloides ratti is the source of this 1362-nucleotide messenger RNA. RefSeq names its product Peptidase M8, leishmanolysin family-containing protein. NCBI's taxonomy places the organism in Eukaryota, Metazoa, Nematoda, Chromadorea, Rhabditida, Strongyloididae. The transcript is spliced from 2 exons. Gene Ontology annotation, molecular function: metalloendopeptidase activity. Gene Ontology annotation, biological process: cell adhesion; proteolysis. Bases 1 to 1362 code for a protein of 453 amino acids. Gene Ontology annotation, cellular component: membrane; cytoplasm. The record is from RefSeq and is a predicted model, not a curated record.